CUUUCAGUUGAUCCUAAUAUCUUCUUUUUAAGUCCUGUUUACGUAGCGUAUCUAAAUCUAUCUCAAUAUAGCCCUUAUGACAACAAAGGCAAUCUCAAACCAAGUCCUUUAGAGACAGAUCAAUAUGACUUUAUUAGGUUGGAUGCACAAUAAGCUACGGCAUACCAGCAUUGAGCCGUUCAAAGAUUUUACAAUAGAGAACUAUUGUGCUUGCCUUUCAGCAAAGUCACUCCCUGACGACAAAGUUUCCCCAAAAAGGCCAAGGUUUGGCUCCAGAUAUGAGAAAUGUGAAAAUACCUCAUACAAAGCUGAAGCCACGAGAGCAGAUGAGAAUAAUGAUGAAACAUCUAUUCCUAUGUCUGAGCUUUAUCAUGGUUUUCUCGCAAUUGGAACUCUCGGUUCAAAACCAGUUAACAGUGAGUCGGCACCAGCAACAUUUCACAUGUCUUUAGAGAAUAUUGCAGAUGAAAAAACAGAGGUGACACAGAAUGACUUGAAGCUCAUAAACGAUGAACUAGAAAAGUUUCUUGAUGCUGAAGCUGAAGAAGAAGGUUGCAAUGAAUCAUUGGCAAGGAGCAGUUAUGUUAGCACCAUUACACUCAAUGGCAUGCAAAUGGAAGGAACAGAUACUGAUGGUAAUGAAAAGACUGCAAUAUGUCCACUUCAAGGUUAUCUAUUUCGAUCAUCAAUAGAACUGCCCGAAACAAGAGUUGAACUAAAGAAAGAAAAAACAUCUCUAGGGGAGAUGUUUCGUAAGACAAAGAUUACUGAUGAAAUUUCUGCAGAAACUGAAGGGAAAGGCAAGACGCACACCAGGGAAGCACAUAAAUCUGCUAAACACCUCAUCAAAAAGAUCCUACGAAAGUUUCAUGCUUCAAGAAAUCCUGUCCCUCCUUCCAGUGAGGGAGCUUCCAAUUCUGUUCCAACAAAGAAAAAGCUUAAUAAGGUACUUAGAAUGUUACAUAGAAAAGUCCAUCCUGAAAACCCUACAGCCGAAAAAGAGUUCACUACGUCCCGUAAAGAGAAGAUUAAGAUGGAUCUGCAUCAUAAAGCAGACCUUGUGCACCAGGAUGAAGACAACAGAAAAUUUCUUCCAGGAUUCAAGUCGGUGGAAGGGAUAAAAUGGUACAAGAACAACUUGAAACUUUCCCAAUAUGCACUGGGUGGAUGCAACUCAUCUGGAAACAGGGAACACUGGAUCAAAACAGAUGCAGACUACUUGGUGCUGGAGCUGUAGCAAAGGAAUGGAAAUGCUUGCUCAUGGUGUCUGAUAAUAUCAUCUACGUUCUUAUGCAUGUGUGGGUGAUUUAGUAAUAAUGAAAUCGAAAAGAUGGAAGUAAUGAGGUAUCCAUAUUAUUUCUGUGUAAUAUGUGUGGGCAGUAAAAUGUUGUGUAACAUUUCUAAUCAGUAAACAUAAUUUGUUCUA
Messenger RNA from Jatropha curcas, 1426 nucleotides. RefSeq names its product regulator of nonsense transcript protein. Gene Ontology annotation, biological process: regulation of auxin polar transport; gravitropism. The record is from RefSeq and is a predicted model, not a curated record. Lineage: Eukaryota; Viridiplantae; Streptophyta; Magnoliopsida; Malpighiales; Euphorbiaceae.